AUGGCAGUGAACAGCAACUCAGUCGCUGACGAGAUCGCCUCAACCGUGGCCGAACUUAAACAAGUGGAGGAGGACCUCCGGCAGCGCAGAGAGAACAUUAUCAAAUACCAUGCAGAUUUUGAGGAAAUCUCCCAACUGCCACCUUGGGAAGUCAAAGACCGUCUCCUUGAGCUAAAGUUGGAACAAAUACAGGGCACUAAAACGCGAAUUGCGCAACUCGAGUAUUCCAAACGUUCUCUAGAGGAAAUAGAGCGGUUGCUGAGAAUCAAACUUCGUGAUCUAUAA
This is a messenger RNA of Bursaphelenchus xylophilus (pine wood nematode), 285 nucleotides long. The record is from the annotation of a GenBank genome assembly. Lineage: Eukaryota; Metazoa; Nematoda; Chromadorea; Rhabditida; Aphelenchoididae.